Molecule: messenger RNA, 2138 nt
Organism: Dipodomys spectabilis (banner-tailed kangaroo rat)
Lineage: Eukaryota; Metazoa; Chordata; Mammalia; Rodentia; Heteromyidae
Gene: Asnsd1
Product: asparagine synthetase domain containing 1
Exons: 3
Coding region: 1-1869 (622 amino acids)
Molecular function (GO): asparagine synthase (glutamine-hydrolyzing) activity
Source: RefSeq, a predicted model, not a curated record
AUGUGUGGCAUUUGUUGUUCUGUAAGCUUUUCUGCUGAGCAUUUUAGUAAAGAUUUGAAAGAAGAUUUACUCUAUAAUCUUAAGCGACGGGGACCCAAUAGUGGUAGACAGUUGUUAAAAUCUGAUGCUGACUACCAGUGUUUAUUCUCUGGUCAUGUCCUUCACUUGAGAGGCAUUUUGACUGUUCAGCCAAUGGAAGAUGAAAGAGGCAAUGUAUUCCUGUGGAAUGGAGAAGUCUUCAGUGGAAUAAAGGUUGAAGCUGAAGAGAAUGAUACUCAAAUUAUGUUUAAUAAACUUUGUGCUUCUGAGAAUGAAUCUGAUAUCUUGUCACUCUUCUCAGAAGUCCAAGGUCCUUGGUCUUUUAUAUAUUAUCAAGCCUCUAGUCAUUACUUAUGGUUUGGUAGGGACUUUUUUGGUCGCCGGAGCUUACUUUGGCAUUUUAGCAAUAUGGGCAAGAAUUUCUGCCUCUCUUCAGUUGGCACCCAAACAUCUGGAGUAGCAAAUCAGUGGCAAGAGGUUCCAGCAUCUGGAAUUUUCAAAAUUGAUCUCAAAUCUACUGCCAUUUCUGGGUGUGUGAUUUUAAAAUUGUAUCCUUGGAAAUAUAUUUCUGAAGAGAAUGUUAUGGAAAAAUAUGUUAAUAGCCUGACUCAAAUUUCAGCAGAGUUACCCACAUUUGUAUCAGUGGUAGCAAAUGAAGCCAGACUCUAUCUUGAAAAUCCCAUUGUCCCCUUAAAUAUGAUGUUACCUGAAGCUGAAGUGGAAAUGCAGUGCAAGAACAAUUCCAGCGUUUCACCUACAAGAGAGACACUUAAGGUCUUUCUUACAGAUCAACACAUGAAAAAAGUAGUUCAACAAUUCAUUGAUGUCUUGAGUAUUGCAGUCAAAAGACGUGUCUUGUAUUUAGCCAGAGACAAAAAUCUGGCACCAAAAGAAGUUUUACAAACUAGUAAUAGGAAAGCAAAUGUUGCUAUACUCUUUUCUGGAGGCAUUGAUUCCAUGGUGAUUGCAACCCUUGCUGAUCGUCAUAUUCCUAUAGAUGAGUCAAUUGAUCUCCUCAAUGUGGCUUUUAUGACUAAGGAAAAGAACAAACCAACUAGUUUUCAUGAAGAAAGGAGUAAAACCAAAUAUCUCUGUGAAGUACCCUCUGAAGGAGUCUCUAACAAUGAUGAUAGUUCUUACAAUGUACCAGAUAGGAUUACAGGAAGAGCUGGACUAAAAGAACUACAGACUGUUAAUCCUUCUCGAAUUUGGAAUUUUAUUGAAAUUAAUGUUUCUCUGGAAGAACUACAGAAACUGAGAAGAACUCAAAUAUGUCACUUAGUUCAGCCUUUGGGUACAGUUUUGGAUGAUAGCAUUGGCUGUGCAGUCUGGUUUGCUUCUAGAGGAAUUGGUUGGCUAGUUACACAGGAUGACGUGAAAUCAUAUCAGAGUAGUGCAAAGGUAAUUCUUACUGGAAUUGGUGCUGAUGAACAACUUGCAGGUUAUUCUCGUCAUCGUAUUCGUUUUCAGACACUGGGUUUGGAAGGACUGAAUAAGGAAAUAGCAAUGGAACUGGGUCGAAUUUCUUCUAGAAAUCUUGGUCGUGAUGAUAGAGUUAUUGGUGAUCAUGGCAAAGAAGCAAGAUUUCCUUUUCUGGAUGAAAAUGUUGUCUCCUUCCUAAAUGCCCUACCAAUUUGGGAAAAGGCAAAUUUGACUUUACCCCGUGGGAUUGGUGAAAAACUACUUCUACGUCUAGCAGCUGUGGAACUUGGUCUUACAGCCUCCGCUGUUCUGCCAAAGCGGGCCAUGCAGUUUGGAUCCAGAAUUGCAAAAAUGGAAAAAAAUAAUGAAAAAGCAUCUGAUAAAUGUGGAAGGCUCCAUAUUUCUUAGAAAGCCUUUCUUUUGAAAGGAUAUUAAAUAAUAUGAUCUCACAUUAUUGAAAUAAAAAUAAAGUACUGUCUUAUUAUAUAAUGUGAUGGCAGUAUCCUGCUAUUUAAGAUAAUCCCUUUUAAGCCAUACUGAAGCUACUUCUGGAGCAUUAAUCCUACACAGCAUAGGAUGUAAAAGACCAUGUGUUUAUAUAAAGAGUUUGAAUCUGUUUCUAGGAUGUAAAGUACUUUGGGCUGGAGACUAAUCUGUAUUAAAAACUUUUGAAGGAA